AUGGCGGAGCCGCAGCAGGGUGUCCCAAGAACCUACAACGACCCAAAUAAGCCGCGUUACCGAAAUUACCGUCCCGGAGCGACGGCGAAUAGGAGGGAUCGUGCGAGCGUCCUAAUUUACCUACAAGAUAUUCCAGUUAACUCAAGCUUCCCACGUGCCGGAGUAUUAAGCUAUAUACCCGAACAACUUCGUCAAUACGUAAAUUACGAUCCAGUUGGAUUAGAAUAUCAUGACGGCGGUGUAACGACAAAUAUUUAUGGUAACAGCGCAGCUCUGGACUUGUUUGGUGAAUUCGACUCGGUCAUUGAAUUUGGGAAUAACAGUUCGCAAUGGAUCCACGAUACACUUACAGAGGCUUUCGGUCAUGAUGCCUUCCGUGGCUUGACCCUCCCGGAAAUGAUGUCUUUGGUUAUCGUGUGGUGUCGGGCAUGGUUUGGGGCCCGGAAUCGAUUUUUGGAAUUUGCAACGAAUCAUACCCCCAACGUUUGGCAACGUACUGCUGUAUAUCAAGACCAUCAGCGCAGAACAGCUGUCGCCAACGAAAAUCUUCACGCUCCCAAUAUAGAGAUUGACGCCGUGUGGGUGUGUGUCCCGCAUUUAUACACCGGUAAGGAAGGGGGCACUAACACUAGGGGCAUGACAAAUGCAUGUUUCCGAACCAUAUACCGUUUGAAUAGGAUUGAAGCUAUUGCAAUUUUGCGACUAGCAAAAGAAAAAAACCCCUAUGGCACGAGCACUAGACACGGUCUCCUCUUCAGGUGGAUUGUUUAUUUCAUCAAUCAAUAUGUGAGAUGGAGGGUCACGGUUUUUGAAGAAUACAGCAAGAUGCUCCCACGUGAUCACAGCUUCAUGAACCUUUAUAUGAGAAAGUAUCACCAAGCCGGUCUGUGGGAUGAUGAUGGUGGUAGGGAUAUUGAAGGUACGUAUAAACGUGUUAACUUCGAGACCUUGUUGUACUGGGUUCUCGAAAUGGUCCGAUAUAUCCAGGCUGGCCUGGAUAUACCAAGGGAGGUGAUGGGCGAAUUUAACCGAGUCAGACAAAACAUUUACGACUUGAUAGACGAUACGCGCUUACCUCCAGAUGGAUUUGGACCAAGUCACGGGCCAGCUGGUAGAAUGGAAGAUAGGGACUUCGUGGGCAACACUAUAAUGGAUAUGGACUCUCCGGACUUCACUUUCGAAGUCACCACGGUCUUACCGACCGUAAACCCUAUAGGUCGAAGGGGUACUUUGGCGGCGGACCGGACUUGGUGCGAAGAGACCAUGACACUUUUCCCGACUCCGAGGGUAUUACCGUUGCCGCCGGCUCCGGCGGCUUAUUUUAGCGAUGAUCCAGAUCCAUCCGAUGCCUACACUCCUGCAAUGAUGGCACAAGUAGUCGCAGAGUCGGACGACGAGAUAUCUGCCGAGGACUACAACGAGGAAGAGGAGCCUCCCUACACUAUCGAAAUCCAGGACGGAGUUGCGCGGAGGCGGAGCUUGACCGCGCCCAAGGGCCCGACCGCACGCUUGACUACCUCCGCCCUGCUGCGAGACGCGCUCUGGGGCGCGGGAUCUCUAAAGCGCCCGGCCAGGACGCCGCUGCGCUCGGUAUUUUCCGGCCGCGUGGCCAAGAGGCGGAAGACCAGCGAGGUCAUCGCGCCCGACGUCGAGGAAGAAUAG
Molecule: messenger RNA, 1662 nt
Organism: Daldinia loculata
Lineage: Eukaryota; Fungi; Ascomycota; Sordariomycetes; Xylariales; Hypoxylaceae
Exons: 3
Coding region: 1-1662 (553 amino acids)
Source: RefSeq, a predicted model, not a curated record